This is a messenger RNA of Drosophila eugracilis, 4423 nucleotides long. Its product is annotated as macoilin. The transcript is spliced from 11 exons. Gene Ontology annotation, cellular component: nuclear membrane; rough endoplasmic reticulum membrane. Gene Ontology annotation, molecular function: microtubule binding. NCBI's taxonomy places the organism in Eukaryota, Metazoa, Arthropoda, Insecta, Diptera, Drosophilidae. The record is from RefSeq and is a predicted model, not a curated record. Gene Ontology annotation, biological process: chemotaxis; neuronal signal transduction. The coding region runs from base 448 to 3354 and encodes 968 amino acids.
GCGUUCGAGUUUCGAUUUCGUGUUGAAAUAUACAAAACGCAAGUUAAUCGAUACUGAUCACCGGGAUAUAUAUAUGUACAACGGUUACGCGGAUAGAAAAUGCAGUGCUAAUUGAGUUGUGAAAACCGAAGAAAAGCCGGCUCAGCAGGAGGCGAAAAACAUUUUCCAAACGCAUCAGAUGUAAAUGAGAUGCCGUCGCGCCGGCAGCAAAGGCAGCAGCAAGCAAAACCACGCCGACAUCGCCUCCGGAAAUACCAGGAGCCCCAAGCAGAAUCUGAUUAUCAAGUGAAGAGCAGUGGAACGAGGACUCAAUCCGUUCGAAAAAAUUGAUAAGUCGAUAUAGGAUAUAGUAUAUAUAGGAUAUAGCCAGGGAGAAAAGCAAACAAAUCUAUAGGGGAGUAGGAAUAUCGAGCCUUUCGGGUGGAGGACACACGCCGCGCAUCCAAGAUGAAGCGACGCAACGCGGAUUGUGGCAAGCUUCGGCGGCCAAUUAAGCGCAACAAAAUCACAGAGGGAAUGUACGGAAGCACAACAGUUCUGUACAUGAAGUUUCUUAUCCUUUGGGCCAUCGUAAUGGUUGCCGACUUCAUGUUCAUGUUCCGUUUUGAGUACUUGUGGCCAUUCUGGCUGCUCCUUCGCUCCGUGCACGAUUCCUUCAAGUACAAGGGUCUGGCAUUCUCCGUACUCUUCGUGGGCAUAGCGAUAACGUCGGAUCUGGUCUGUUUGUUCUUCAUACCCGUACACUGGCUGCUCUUCGCGGCCAGCACAUAUGUUUGGGUGCAGUAUGUCUGGCACACAGAUAAGGGGAUCUGUUUGCCGACCAUAAUACUCUGGAUGUUAUUUGUCUACCUCGAGGUGGGCAUACGAUGGAAAGACAGUCGCCACAUGCCGCACUUGGAUCUCUGCCGGCCGUUUGCAGCGCACUGCAUUGGCUAUCCGGUUGUCACGCUCGGAUUUGGCUUCAAAAGCUACGUGGGCUACCGCAUGCGCCAGCGCAAGCAGCGCGAGGUGGCUAAGGACAACGAGUUCUACAUGCAGCUCCUGCAGCAGGCUCUGCCCGCAGAAGAGGCAGCCGAGGAGACAGCUGCGGGGACGACAGCCACGUCUAGCACCGUAGUGGUGGCCAAUGGGUCUGCCACUACACCGGCUCUGGUCGCAUCAUCCGGAGCAACAGCAGCGAACGGCAUUUUGGCCACUGCCACGCAAGCACAAAACCAUCAUGAGCAUCAUCACAGCGGCGGCGCCGGCGCCAGCAGCAACAGCUCGAGCAAUAGCAAUCAUCACCAUCACCACCAUCAUAGCAACAAUAGUGGCAACAGCGGCAGCAGCAGCCAUAAUAGCAACGGGAGUAGCGGCGGCAAGGACAACAGUACGAGCGACAGCACAACGGCGGCCGCAUCGUCGUCCUCUGCAGCGUCUUCAUCAACGGGAGCUGCGGCAGGUGCAUCAUCAGCGUCCACGUCCUCCGCCUCAUCGUCGUCGUCGGCAACGGCGGGCAAGCAGUCGUCGGCGUCUGGCGCAUCCACGGCCACAACAGCAACCUCCAAUGGUCACGCUGGUGGUUCAAGGAACCACCGACGCAGCAUGGACAAGGAUAAGCAUCGCAACAAGGGUGACGCUGCUGAUAAUGAGCACAACAAUGGAACGCGACACGGGGGUAAAAAUAGCAGCAACAACUAUCACCAAGUCGAUAGCGGUGCUGCCACAGCAACCACAACAGUAACAGCCACAUCAAGUAAUAGUAAGGAUAAGGAUAAGGAGAAGUCAGACUGGGAUAGUAGCACCAACUAUCCACAACAACAGCAGCAAGGGGGCAAGGAAAAGCACGACAAAAAGGCAGGCAAUGCUGUUCCCAACGGAAAUGCCAAUCACCUCGAAGUCGAGGAGACGGUCAGUGUGGAGCCGGCACCACCGGCUGAAAAGGCUCCCAAGGGUCGACGCAAUCGCGGCAAGAAAGAUAAUGCAGCAAAGGACAAUCACAGUCAUCAGCAGCAGCUGGCUCAGCAGCAAAAGGAAAAGGACAAGGAGAACACAGCUAAUAACAACAAUACCGACGCUAGCUCGGUAUCAUCAUCGGCGAGCUCCACCUCCAGCAAUGCCAUUGCCAACUUGGCCAGCAAGGUGGUAUCUAAGAUCUGUGAAACCUGCCUGAAAUUGGAGGCAGAUGUGAAAAAAUAUCGCGCUGAAAUCAGCCACAUGAAGCAAAUCGAAAAUGAACUGCGCCAGAAGCUGGACGCUAAUCUCACGAGCAAGUCAUCGCUGCAAGCCAAGCAGAAGGAGUGCGACGAACUGGAGAAGCGAAUUCAAGAGCUAAACAACGCGCGACACGCCGAUAUGCUUAAUCUGCAAACGGUAGAGCGUCGACUCAACGAGGAACGCCGCCAGAAGCAAUCCCUGGACUCUCAGUUAGCCAACGAGAAGAAGGCUCGGAAGGUGGCCGAGGAGAAAGCAGCUCGUCCAGAGUGCAGUUCACAAUGCAAGCAGCGGCGCCAGCAGAUGGAUGAGGAGCAGAAACGACUUCGUGGCGACCUCAAGCAGACGGAGGAGGCAAAGCAACUUGCCGUCGAUCACGGCAGAAAAGUGGAACAAGAGUACCGCAUGCUGGAGGCGAAGCUUCGAAAUCGCGAAUCCUCGCAGCCUGAUCCCGAGAUGCUAUUGAACGCCCUGGCUGCCAUGCAGGAUAAGAACGCAACGCUGGAGAAGAAUUUAUCCGCAGAGACGAGAGUCAAGCUGGACUUGUUCUCGGCUCUGGGCGCUGCCAAGCGCCAGAUUGAAAUAUCUGACAACCAUCGUCGCUCCAAGGAGGAUGAGGUCAUUGAUCUCAAGGCAAAGAUUGCCCAACUUUUGGCCGUGAUGCCAGACACUUUGUGCAUGAACACAGGCCCACAUGGACCAGCGAGUAGCAUUCUGCGGAUGAACGACACUCCGCCGCUACAGUCAGGUCCCGGACCGUCCUCGCCUAUGCUCAGUCUGAGCGCUGCGCAGGAGUACCAGCAGCAUCAGCAGCACCAGCAGCACCAACAGCAUCAGCAGCACCAGCAACAGCAGCAUCAGCAGCAUCAACAGCAUCAGCAACAUCAGCAACAUCAGCAGCAUCAGCAACACCAGCAGCAUCAGCAACAUCAGCAGCACCAGCAGCAUCAGCAGCAGGGUGGUGGUGGUCCUGUCUCCCAACAGCAAAUGGUGCCGGUCAGCGUGGCUACUGCCUUCCAGGUUGCUGCAGCCAAUGCUGCCGCGGCCAAUGGAAACGGAGGAUCAACGCUAGAUCCCAAUGCUAGUGUGUAUACACCCAAGACGGGCAACAUGAUGCCUGUGUCGCCGGUUGGCAUGAACCCCAAUGGGGCGGAUGCCUGACGCCAACAGCAGCAGCAGCAACAGCAGCAACAACAACAGCAGUCCUUGACGUCGUCGUCGUCGUCGUCCUCGCACCUGCAUAUGCGACGACAAGUUUGAGAUUAUUAUACUUUAUAUGAAUUAGGGAAAACAAACGCAAACAACCGUCGCCACAGCAAACGAUGAGCAACCCGAAGCUGGAGCCGGAGCCGGAUCCAAGAAGUUUGCAAACAAUAUCUGAAUGUCCGUAAUAUGAAUAAGCAGUUUCCUUUAAAAAUUAAACACCGCCACAGAAGCGCAGGGAGCACUGAUGAAUGCAGCCUAAAAUUGCUGAACAUUUCCCGUUUUAGAUUUUCAGAACCUCUAUCCAAACCAGUUCUCUGCAUUGAAUUUGGCAUUCCAAUUGAAUUUUUUCUUGAAGGCCUUAAUGAAAAUUCUCAGCUCAUUCAACCCACUGUUUUGAAUCGGCUGCCUCGCCACCACACAACACACAUUACACAUUCAGUAUCUCCCUCUAACACGAAAAGUAAAUGAUUACUUUAACCAGAUGAUUCGAACCUCGAAACAAACACAUUUGAAAACAAUAAGAACAGAACACAAAUUUCUAAAAAUAAUAACUAAAAUGAAAAUGGCGAUUCGUAUUUUUGAUUGAAGAGAAAACGCCAAGGAACUACCUAUUAUCCCUUGUACAAUGUUUUUUAAUUUUUUUACCAAACGCUGUGAGAGAGUUGGACCAACCUUAGUGAUGGCCUUGAUCUUGGGGAGGUGGCAGCUGCCCAGCAUGACCUCUGCCCCCUGAUUCAAUGGAAUAUAUUUUUGAAGUCUGCGCCCUUGAUUUAUUAUCUCAUUAAAUUAUUUUUGUUAUAAUACCUUAAAUGUAUGCUAUAAUUUAGAACUUAUCAUUUUUGAAAACACAUCAAACGAAAAACGAUUUUCUUUUAAGUUUUAAUUUAUUUUUGUUUAGUUCUGCUGUUCCUAAGAAACAAAAAAUCGAAAACAACUAAGAGAAACGCUUUGGUUUAUUUACGAAAAGUGAAAAGUCGACUAUUUUGUUUAAUAAAAAAUAACCUUUCGCUGCGAGAAGCAAGUA